AUGGAGAGCUUUAUGGAGUCUCUGAACAGGCUGAAGGACAUCCAUGAGAAGGAGGUCCUGGGUCUGCAGAACAAGCUUCUGGAGCUGAACUCUGAGAGAUGCCGGGACGCCCGGAGGAUGGAGGAGCUGUUCGCCAAGAACCACCAGCUCCGGGAGCAGCAGAAGGCGCUGAAGGAGAACGUGACGGUCCUGGAGAACAGGCUACGGGCUGGCCUGUGUGACCGCUGCGUGGUGACCCAGGAGCUGGCCAGGAAGAAGCAACAUGCGCUUGAGAGCUCCCAUGUGCAGAACCUGCAGCACAUCUUCCUCCUGACCACCGAGUUGACCCGGCUGAAGGAGGAAAAGAAACUCUUGGAGGAGGAGUUGAAGCGGCUUCGGGGCCUGGAGGUGCGGCCCGGGGCCCGGGCGUGCCCCACCGACUACAGCCCCACCAGUGGGACACCCCCGCCCCCCAGGAGCAGCCCGCCCAGCCCUGCCUCUGAGCCCGGCUUCCCCCUGGACAGGCCUUCAUGUGGCUCCGCCCUGCCCCACAGCCUCCUGCGGGCCUCCUGGCCCUCCGUCAUGGCCUUCGAGACCCUGAAGACCUCCGUGAAGGCUGACCGCCUGGGCUUCCUGAGCCGCCACCUGGCUCUGCACCUCCGCAACCCCCGCAGCAGCCCCCUGCCCCCCACCACGGCCCCCGGGGGCCCCCAGCCAAAGAGCUUGAAGGCCGUGGAGGCCAAGGGCUGGGAGGAGCCCACAGGCCUGCUGGGCCUGCCAGGGACCAUGGUGGACCCAAGGGACCCACGGCUGGAGGGCACCCUGCAGCUGUUCCUGGCCCGGCAGCAGCUUCGGGCCCAGGCAGGCAGUGCCAGGCCAAAGGGCCUGCCUGUGCCGGGGGGCGGGCCACCCUCCCUGCCUGCAGGCUCAGACUCCGAGGGCCCCGAGGACAUCGAGGUGGCCGGGGCAACAGUGACCAGAGCAGCCUGGUACAGGGAGCAGUGUUCACAGCCCACAGGCCCAGGCAGCCCCCGGGGGCAGGUGGCCAUGGCUGCACAGGAGUAUGCCCCAGACCAGCCCCUCGAUCUCUCAGACCGGGGCCGCAGCUGGGAUGCCCACAAGCCUGCCCACUGCCAUGGGUCGCUCAGCCCCCCAAGCACUCACCUUCCCAGCCCAGAGUCACCCCGGGGAGCCGAGCCACGUGGCCAGUCUGGACCCAUGAUCCCCAACCCUCAGCUGCUCAGCAAUGGCACCAAGGGGCCCAAAGCCUGGGAGCCUGAGGAGGCCCCAGCCCCAGUGAGCCCCCCACAGCCUUUCCCAGGGCAGCACCCCAGCUUGCCCUCUCCAAGUGGGACCAAGAAUGAGCCCAGGAGGAAGCCCAGGCCGCUCACUCACCAGCAGCAGCCUGAGGAAGGCCACACAGAGUCCAGCAAAGCCGAGGUGCAGAGGCCAGAGUCUGACGGACGGGAUGAGCCAGACACCUCGGACAGUGAGCAGCGGGAGGUGGCCCCGGGGCGCACCGUGCGCCCUCCAGGGCUGCGGCUCCAAGAGUGUUUGCCGAGGGCGGUGCUUUGGGCUCAGGUCCCCGGAAACGGACGCAGGGGCCGCCGGCCCUCUCACUUCCUGCUCCGGCAUCAGGGCGGCAGCUCGGCGGCCUCCUGGCGCCGAGAGCUUCCAGCACCUCAUCUCCGCGCGGCCCUGGGUCCUGGAGAAGGCCACCCAGCUGUCGGCCCGCGGGGAGCUCGGGCGGCCCGAGGCCCCCACGCCGAGCUGAGCGCCCCCGUGUGGCUGAAGCCCAGGAGGCAAGCAGCCCCCAAAAAGUCCUCUGGAGGAACAAGGGAGCCGCCAGCAGUGGACGGGGGGCCUGGGAGCCUGCAGGACGCUGAGGACAGUGGUUCCUCACCCAGCAGCCGGGGCUGGGAGGAGACCUAG
This is a messenger RNA of Orycteropus afer afer, 1911 nucleotides long. RefSeq names its product RBBP8 N-terminal like (gene RBBP8NL). NCBI's taxonomy places the organism in Eukaryota, Metazoa, Chordata, Mammalia, Tubulidentata, Orycteropodidae. Gene Ontology annotation, cellular component: site of double-strand break. The transcript has 12 exons. Gene Ontology annotation, biological process: DNA double-strand break processing involved in repair via single-strand annealing; double-strand break repair via homologous recombination. The record is from RefSeq and is a predicted model, not a curated record. Bases 1 to 1911 code for a protein of 636 amino acids. Gene Ontology annotation, molecular function: single-stranded DNA binding; Y-form DNA binding; double-stranded DNA binding.